UAUUCCAAAAGAGGGCAUUUUUUAAAUAUUGAUGACAUACAAACUUUUUGCAAGCUGGUAGCUAUGGUAAAGAGGGCAGCGCAGCCUCCCGACCAGGUGGUCCUCGCUCUUUGUGCCCAUUUGCCGUUUUCCUUUAAGCUGCUCUCGCUCCCGCCCAGUGGAAUUAUGAGGUGAUUUUCGGAUCCCGCGAGCUGAACACAAUGGAUUUGAACUCGUCCAUGGUCCUCGACAGUGAUUUAUCGGAGAAGGACUCGUCCGCCCGUGUUCUGACGGGCUGCUUCCUCUCUCUGCUCAUCCUGACCACCCUCCUGGGCAACACGCUCGUCUGUGCUGCUGUCACCAAGUUCCGCCACCUGCGCUCCAAGGUCACCAACUUCUUCGUCAUCUCGCUGGCCAUCUCGGACCUGCUGGUGGCCAUCCUGGUGAUGCCGUGGAAGGCGGCGACGGAGAUCGUCGGCUUCUGGCCCUUCGGCUCCUUCUGCAACAUCUGGGUGGCGUUCGACAUCAUGUGCUCCACUGCCUCCAUCCUCAACCUCUGCGUGAUCAGCGUGGACCGCUACUGGGCCAUAUCCAGCCCGUUCCGCUACGAGAGGAAGAUGACGCCCAAGGUGGCGUUCGUGAUGAUCAGUGUGGCCUGGACCCUGUCGGUGCUCAUCUCCUUCAUCCCUGUGCAGCUCAACUGGCACAAGGCGCAGGCCACCGGCUACUCCGAGCUCAACGGCACCUACGGAGAGCCCCUGCCAGACAACUGCGACUCCAGCCUCAACAGGACUUACGCCAUCUCCUCCUCCCUCAUCAGCUUCUACAUCCCCGUGGCCAUCAUGAUCGUCACGUACACGCGGAUUUACAGAAUCGCCCAGAAGCAGAUCAGGAGGAUCUCCGCGUUGGAGAGGGCGGCGGAGAGCGCCAAGAACCGCCACAGCAGCAUGGGGAACAGCUCCGGCAUGGACUCGGAGAGCUCCUUCAAGAUGUCCUUCAAACGGGAAACCAAAGUCUUAAAGACGCUGUCCGUCAUCAUGGGGGUCUUCGUGUGCUGCUGGCUGCCCUUCUUCAUCCUCAACUGCAUGGUGCCCUUCUGCACGCAGACCCUGCCCAGCGGGGGCACGGCUUUCCCCUGCAUCAGCUCCACCACCUUCGACGUCUUCGUCUGGUUCGGCUGGGCCAACUCCUCGCUCAACCCCAUCAUAUACGCCUUCAACGCGGACUUCCGCAAAGCCUUCUCCAUCCUCCUGGGCUGCCACAGGCUAUGCUCGGGCGGCAACGCCAUCGAGAUCGUCAGCAUCAACAACAACGGGGCCCCACCACAGCCAUUCCACUACGAGCCCAAGGGGCACAUUCCCAAAGAGAGCAACGUCACCUACAUGAUCCCCCACUCCAUCCCCUGCCUGGAAGAGGAGCUACAGAAAGGGGAGGAGGACAGCGUUGGGCUGAAGACCCUGGAGAAACUGUCCCCCGCCACAUCCGGAGACCUGGACAGCGAGGCUGACAUCUCCCUUGAGAAGAUCAACCCCACCACUCAGAACGGCCAACACAAGAUAUGAUGGGUACGGGA
Megalops cyprinoides (Indo-Pacific tarpon) is the source of this 1552-nucleotide messenger RNA. RefSeq names its product D(1) dopamine receptor-like. The record is from RefSeq and is a predicted model, not a curated record. Bases 201 to 1541 code for a protein of 446 amino acids. NCBI's taxonomy places the organism in Eukaryota, Metazoa, Chordata, Actinopteri, Elopiformes, Megalopidae. Gene Ontology annotation, biological process: G protein-coupled dopamine receptor signaling pathway; vasodilation; adenylate cyclase-activating adrenergic receptor signaling pathway. The transcript has a single exon. Gene Ontology annotation, molecular function: G protein-coupled receptor activity; dopamine neurotransmitter receptor activity, coupled via Gs. Gene Ontology annotation, cellular component: plasma membrane.